Messenger RNA from Dalotia coriaria, 890 nucleotides. It is a transcript of the gene Eaf6, whose product is annotated as chromatin modification-related protein EAF6/MEAF6. The transcript is spliced from 3 exons. Lineage: Eukaryota; Metazoa; Arthropoda; Insecta; Coleoptera; Staphylinidae. Gene Ontology annotation, cellular component: NuA4 histone acetyltransferase complex. The coding region runs from base 90 to 656 and encodes 188 amino acids. The record is from RefSeq and is a predicted model, not a curated record.
ACUAACACCACGUGAUCAUUCCUUGUCAUUGUUGUUGUUUGGGACGAGAACCAAAAUAAAUCUGAUUUUUUGUGCAUAAACCACGUAAAAUGUCGAACAAAAGCAGUACAACAAUUGAUGCGCGUACAGAAUUAGCGGAGUUAGUGAAACGCAAAGCCGAAAUAGCUGAAACAUUGGCGAAUUUAGAGCGACAAAUCUAUGCGUUCGAAGGCUCUUACCUGGAAGACACACAACUCUAUGGCAAUAUUAUCAGAGGUUGGGACAGAUAUCUCUCUAGCAAUAAAACCACGAACUCCAAAGCAGAUAAACGCAAUAGAAAGUUCAAGGAAGCUGAAAGAUUGUUCUCAAAGUCUUCCAUUACUUCUAUGGCAGCUGUUAGUGGUAUAGUUGAUACACAAGAAAAAACUGAGAGGCACAGUGACACUGAAUCACAAACAAAUGAAGAUUCCAGUGAUACCAACAUGGCCCCACUUAUCUCCAAUCACAUUGACUCAAACAUAAAAACAGCUGGCAAACAUUCAACUAAUUCCAAUACAAAUGGUACACCCAAUGGUCUGGAUAGAUCUAGUCCAGGAAGGGAAAUGUCUGCAAAACAGAAAAACUUCAGUAGUAGCAAUGCCAAGAAAAACAAUAACAAAAAAGCUAGACAUAGAUAGAAAACUAACAUGUUUCAAUAGAAUUAAUUUUUAAACAAUAAUCAAUAGGCUUCAAUAGUGUGUGGUACCUUGUGUAAUUUAUGCUUUCAAAUUCCUAUGUUCACUUUCAUAAAUUACACCUGGUAAUACAUACAUAUUUACAUAGUAUUUAUAACUUAAGGAAUUAAUGUAUGUAAGUGCUAAUUGUAAGCAUAACAAUAAAAGUAUGACAUGCAUAAGUGUAAACCUAAACAA